ACACAGCUGGCAAAGAUCACUUUGACACAAGUUAUUUUGUUCAACCGAAGAAGAGCAGGGGAGGUGUCCAAAAUUCCCCUGUCUGCAUAUCUGGCUAACAAUGUAUCAGACCCUCGGGAAGAUGUCAGUGAAGCUCUGUCUGCAUUAGAAAAGAAACUCUGCCAACACUUCAGAAGGAUUGAGACAAGAGGAAAAAGGGGAAGAAAAGUUCCUGUGCUUUUGACCCCAGCAAUGCAGCAAGCAUUGGAUCUGCUGGUGAGCAAACGGCAUGAAUGUGGGGUUCCUCAGGAGAACAAGUACUUAUUUGCAAGACCAACUGCUUUUACCUGCUACCGUGGUUCUGAUAGCCUUAGACAUUUUGCCAAGGUCUGUGGUGCAACAAGUCCUGAAAGUCUAACCUCGACAAAACUGCGCAAACAAACAGGAACACUAUCUCAAGUUCUCAACCUCAGUAAUACAGAGCUGGAUCAGUUAGCAGAUUUUCUCGGCCAUGAUAUAAGAGUGCAUCGGCAGUUCUACAGACUUCCUGAGGGCACCCUCCAACUUGCUAAAAUAAGCAAAGUUCUCAUGGCUCUGGAAAAAGGACGCCUGGCAGAAUUUAAGGGAAAGACCCUCGAUGAAAUCAGCAUUGACCCUGAGGAGAAUGUGCAUCCUGACAGCGAUGCUGAGGUGGAGCCAGACAAACACGAAAGUCGGGUCACAUCUAGUCAGAGGGAGGAGAACGAGGCAUCAGAUGUGGGCCAUAGCAAUGCCUCACCACAGCAGAACCGUAGCGAUGCCUCACCACAGCAGAACCGUAGCGAUGCCUCACCACAGCAGAACCGUAGCGAUGCCUCACCACAGCACCCUCAGUCAUCAAAAAGAGAAAGAGCUCGUCAGCCUGCCAAGAAAAGGAUGUGGGAGAACGAGGAGAUCCUUGCCAUUGAGAAGCACAUGAUGUCCUUCAUCAUCAAAUGUCGUGUUCCUGGGAAAAGCGACUGCGAUAAGUGCCUUGAACAGGAAAAACUGUGA
This is a messenger RNA of Labrus bergylta (ballan wrasse), 1011 nucleotides long. NCBI's taxonomy places the organism in Eukaryota, Metazoa, Chordata, Actinopteri, Labriformes, Labridae. The record is from RefSeq and is a predicted model, not a curated record.